UUUGAAACGACGAAGUUUAAGUAACUAAUAUUGAUUCCAAAUGUAUUUAAAAUUACUUUUAUAACGUCAACCUGCCUACAAAAAUAUAAAUCUCCCGGUAUUAAGAUAAAAUAAUGGGCAUAUAAUUAGUUACUUAAAUGUAGCUAUUUUGCUUAUUUAUUUAUUACUUAUUUGUUUUAUUGUUAUAGGUGCAAAAUGACAGCGAAAAAAAGGUUUUCCGAAGAUUACGUUAAGUUUGGAUUAACCUUCAUAGAGAAAGACGAGUUACAAUUGCCUCAGUAUGUGAUAUGUAUGAAAGUUUGAAGUAAUGAUAGCAUGAGGCCCAAUCGCCUUGAAAGGCAUUUGAAGCAACAACAUCCUACUCUGGUUUUGAAGACGGAAGAGUUUUUUCUUCUAAAGCAAAAUCACUCAAGCGAGAGUGGACAAAUCGAAAUAACGCCAGACUUUGGACUCGGCUAUAAGGAUUAUAAACUACUUCAAGAGCAGCUCUUUGAACAGUCGGUUGCUUUACUUUGCGAGAAUCUCGAUUCUGAUCAUAAAGUUCUUCUGUUCCAUAUAGAAGUUCGCUGGCUGUCCAAAGGCAACAUGUUUGCUCGCCUUUAUGAAUUGAAGAAAGAGGUAAUUUUAUUUCUUGAGUUCAAAGAAAAACAAGAUUUCUUGACAAUGUACAAAGAUGACAUAUUUCAAUGGAGGUUGGGUUAUUUAACUGACAUAUUUGACUCCUUGAAUGAGCUAAACUUGAAACUUCAGGGCAGAAACAACACUAUAAUAAGCAAUUAUGAUUAUAUUCAGGCUUUCAUAUCAAAGCUUCAACUUUCAAGUGUCUUCUGA
This is a messenger RNA of Acanthoscelides obtectus, 831 nucleotides long. The record is from the annotation of a GenBank genome assembly. NCBI's taxonomy places the organism in Eukaryota, Metazoa, Arthropoda, Insecta, Coleoptera, Chrysomelidae.